This is a messenger RNA of Darwinula stevensoni, 1022 nucleotides long. NCBI's taxonomy places the organism in Eukaryota, Metazoa, Arthropoda, Ostracoda, Podocopida, Darwinulidae. The record is from the annotation of a GenBank genome assembly.
AUCAUUUGUUUCACCAUCAUAGGUUUUUUGUGCAUUGUUCUGCAAUAAUGAGUAACAAGUAUAACCUGAAGUGGAAUUCCCACCACGCAGAGGGAUUUGGAAACUUCGAGUUGUUACGCAACAGGGAGGUUCUGGUGGACAUCACCCUGUCCUGCGGUGGGCAAACGAUCAAGGCUCACAAGUUAGUUCUGUGCGCAGGAAGCGCUUUCUUCGAGAAGCUGCUCCAGCGCGACACCAGCGGCUUCUCGGUGGUCCAUUUCCACGGGAUCGACGCGUUGCACCUCAGACUCCUGGUGGAUUUUAUGUAUCUGGGUGAAGUGGACGUGCCCUCGAGCGAACUGGAGCGAUUCAUCGCCCUGGCCGACAGUCUGGAGGUGAAGGGGCUCAAAGGAGAUCGAUCCAAGAAAACCGAUGAAAUUAGUGCUGCCGAGAACAUUGUGGGAAGGAGCGAAUUUCCUCCAUACAGCAGGCACCAAAUUUCAAGUCUUGCUCCAUCCCUGAGUUCCAGGCCUCUGGGUGUCAAUGCUUCACCAAACGCCGCCUCUUCCGUUCCGAGUUACUUGACUCCGGUCAAACGCAGGCUUCCGGUCGGGAUGAACAGUACAGCAGGGGUGCAAGCUGUGAAGACCUCACCAUUGUUCUCGCCUACACCUGAGAAGAGGCAGAGACCAGAUGUUGCUACCUCUGAUGUGAUAAAUCAGGCAUUGGACAAUGAGGAAUGCCUACCAGAGACACAUGUGAAGACAGAAGAGAAUGAAAUUGAGGAGAUAGAGGCAGAUCAAGAAGAUCUCCAGUGUUACUGGGCGAGAGACAGCGGGAUGUCGGCAGCAGAAGGCGACGACAGUCAGAACUCGUAUCAGAUGGAAGGAGAAAGAGAAGAGUUUGAUCCGAAUGAAGUCCCGCCCAAUAUUCCUCCUGAUAUUGCACCUGAGGCUAAAUUCAAUUGUGUGGUCAUGGUGCUGUUUAGUCCAUAUAUCAUGGGCACAUUCCAGACUGUUGCUCUGGUUGAGGAAAGAUUUUGA